AUGCGCGUUUCAGUUCUCGUCACCCUGGCAUCUGCUCUUGCCUUGGGAUCGGCCAAGAAGAUCAACAUGUCCUGCAGCUUCGCUGCCGACCACUCGGGCAUGAUCCAGCAGCCUUAUUGCUGCCGCGAUCUGGUUCCUGCACAGAACAAUGGAAAAGCCAACGAGGCUACAGACUGUGUUCUGCUGAAGGAGCCUCAGAUGUGCGAGGAUGAGUCGCGGCCUGCAUGCUGCUAUGACAUUGGUCCCAAAAAGAUUUGCACUUCCCACGUCGUCUUCCAGGAUGCGUCUGAUGUUUGA
Molecule: messenger RNA, 297 nt
Organism: Penicillium chermesinum
Lineage: Eukaryota; Fungi; Ascomycota; Eurotiomycetes; Eurotiales; Aspergillaceae
Exons: 3
Coding region: 1-297 (98 amino acids)
Source: RefSeq, a predicted model, not a curated record